Hyla sarda is the source of this 2439-nucleotide messenger RNA. Its product is annotated as calpain-8-like. The record is from RefSeq and is a predicted model, not a curated record. Gene Ontology annotation, molecular function: calcium ion binding; calcium-dependent cysteine-type endopeptidase activity. Bases 94 to 2175 code for a protein of 693 amino acids. Gene Ontology annotation, cellular component: cytoplasm. Lineage: Eukaryota; Metazoa; Chordata; Amphibia; Anura; Hylidae. The transcript is spliced from 20 exons. Gene Ontology annotation, biological process: proteolysis.
AUUUCCUCACUCCUGGUUUACUAUAUAUAUAUAAACCCUUAGGGCUUCUCACUAUGACACUUCCUUCAGCCCUGACACACAGAAGCAGACACUAUGGCCGGAAUAGCUUCUAAGCUGGCCAGGGAUAGAGCCAACACAUUGGGUAUUGGGACCAACGAGAACCCAAGGAAAUACCUAAACCAAGACUUUGAGGCUCUGCGGGCGCAGUGUUUGGCCUCUAAGACCUUAUUUGAAGACCCCACGUUUCCUGCCGCUCAGUCGUCUCUUGGAGUCAAAGAUCUGGGUCCCAACUCCGAGAAAGUACAAGGGCUUGUCUGGAAAAGACCCUCGGACAUUAAACCCAAUCCUCAGUUUAUUAAUGAAGGGGCAAGUCGUGCGGAUGUCCGCCAGGGGGCGCUGGGUGACUGCUGGCUUCUCUGUUCUAUCGCUUCUCUGACUCUGAACACGGAAUGUCUCUGCCGCGUUGUCCCCAUCGAUCAACACUUUGACACCGACUACGUAGGGAUCUUUCACUUUAAGUUCUGGCAGUACGGUGAGUGGGUGGAUGUUGUCGUGGAUGAUCGGCUGCCUACCAAGAAAUCAAAACUGCUGUUUGUCAAGUCUACCAGUGCCAGCGAGUUCUGGAGCGCCCUACUGGAGAAGGCCUAUGCCAAGUUGAACGGGUCAUACGAAGCCCUCAAGGGAGGUUUACCAUUAGAGGCCCUGGAGGACUUCACCGGUGGGGUCGGAGAUCAGUAUUAUUUUGAUAAAGCUCCAGAUAAUUUGUUUCAGAUCAUCCAAAAAUCCUUGAGACAGAGAUCGCUGGUCACAUGUUGCACUCAAUCUUCUGAUGGAACAGGAGAAAUCGUUGUCAGCACCAAUGUGGUGAAGAACCAUGCGUAUUCACUGACCGGAGCCGAAGAGAUCCCCUAUCGUGGUGACACUGUCCAGAUUGUGAGAGUGAGGAAUCCAUGGGGUUAUAAAGAAUGGAACGGAGCCUGGAGUGAUGGUGCACCAGAAUGGGAUGAAGUUGACCCAAACGUGAGAGCCGAUCUGAGAGUUGACUGUGAUGAUGGAGAAGCCUGGAUGCCAUUUUCUUCCUUUCUAGUGGAAUUUUACCUAGUGGAAAUUUGUCAUCUUUGUCUGGAUCACGUUUGCUCAAACGAUAAACAUAAAUGGUGUCUGACAGAAUACAACGGGAGCUGGACAGCUGGAUGCACCGCGGGAGGGUGCAAGAGCAACCCAAAUUUUUGGACCAAUCCUCAAUUCCAGAUCAAGCUGGAGGAACCUGAUGAGGAUCCCAUAGGGGGCACAGGAAGGUCUUUGUGUACGGUCAUUGUGAGUCUUAUCCAGAAGGAACGAAGAAGGAAGAAACCUGAAGGAGGAGAACUGUUUAGCAUUGGCUACUAUGUAUACAAGUAUCCAUCAAACGGUCAACUGGGCAAAGAUUUCUUCAAGAAAAACAAAGAAGUUGCUCGCACAGACAUUUACAGGAGUCAUCGAGGUGUGUCCAAGCGUUUCCAGCUCCCGGUUGGAGACUAUGUGGUUGUUCCUUCUACCUAUUAUUCAUCUGAAGAGGCCGAUUUCUGUCUACGUGUCUUCACUGAAAGAAAAGCUGAAACUCUGGAAAUUGGUAACAUGGUGGAGGCCAAUGUCUAUGAGCCUUUAAUGAACUCGUCCCCUGAUACAGAAGCUUCGAUGGCAGCAGAGGAACCGGACGAGGAGAAAGCUGAAUACACAGCGGAGGAUCUAAGAAGCUACAUAACCAACUUAUUAUCCAAACGUGAUGAGAUUAAGUCAGAUGGAAUCAGUGUAAAAACUUGUAAGGAAAUGAUAAAUCUCCUGGACGUGGACAAUACCGGGACACUGAGCAAUGAAGAGUUUAACAUUCUCUGGAAGAAGCUGGAACAUUACAUGGAAAUCUUCCUGGAAUCCGAUACCAACUCCUUUGGGACCAUUGAUGCCCAUGAAAUGCGGAUCGCCCUACAAAGAGCAGGUUUCAAUCUUAAUAACAGGAUUCAAGAAGUCAUCGUCCAGCGUUACGUCUCCGGUGAACUGAUGGUUAACUUUGAAGACUUCAUUGCAUGCAUGAUACGUUUGGAGACCUUGUUUAAAAUGUUUAACAUCCUGGGCACCGACAAGGAUGGAAACAUCAGUCUAUCAUUAUCUGAGUGGAUCUGUGCUGGAUUGGUUUAAAGAUGUCUUCCAUAACAAGCACGAAGCCCCCUCCGCUAUGACGGCAGAGCACAUAUCUAGUAUAUUUCCUUACUGUCCAGAAUCAUUUCAAAGACUGUAGAAAACCCCAUCUACACAUAGAGGCCAUACCUCUAUAUAUAUAGCCAAUGAUAGCCCCAUCAGAGCGCCCCCUCUGUCCGUAGAUUGCCUUUACCACUGCACAUACAUGACUCCUUAAAGGGGUACUCCGGUGAAAAACUUAUUUUUUAAUGAACUUAUUGAACU